UUCCGGCUGGUACUGUAGUUGUUUCUAGGAUCUUCGGGCGGGUCUGUGGAGGCUUUCCUAGGCGGAGGAGUCGAAGCGAGUCUGUGGCUCUGACAGAAAGACUAACCGAGGGACUGUCGUGCUGACGGACGCCAGGUCGGCGCCGCUGCUAAGAGCUGGGGAGCGUUUUUUCCUAGAGACCUGAAAAAUGUCUGGAUUUCUGGAAGGCCUUCGAUGCUCAGAAUGCAUUGAUUGGGGAGAAAAGCGUAAUACUAUUGCAUCUAUUGUAGCUGGAUUCCUGUUUUUUACAGGUUGGUGGAUCAUCAUAGAUGCAGCCGUUAUUUAUCCCUCUAUGGAAGACUUCAACCAUUCCUACCAUGCCUGUGGAGUAAUAGCAACUCUUGCCUUCCUCAUGAUUAAUGCAGUGUCCAACGGCCAAGUCCAUGGAGAUAGUUAUAGUGAAGGGUGCUUGGGUCAAACAGGUGCUCGAAUUUGGCUCUUGAUUGGAUUUAUGUUGGCCUUUGGAUCUCUGAUUGCAUCUUUGUGGAUUCUCUUUGGAGGCUAUGUCGUUAAAGAAAAACCAAUAGUGUACCCUGGAAUUGCUGUUUUUUUCCAGAAUGCAUUUAUCUUUUUUGGAGGCCUGGUCUUUAAGUUUGGCCGCACUGAAGACUUAUGGCAAUGAAGAGGCCCGAUUUCCUUCAGAAGCCCUGCUUGGCUCUUGUGUUGUGUUUUGUUUUUAUAGCUCACUCCCAGUCUUUUGUAAUACCAUUUUAUAAACUUUGCUGAAUAUCUUCGGGUGAAAAGUGAAAACUCUUUCAGUUACAAGAAACUCAGAAAGUUAUAGAACACUCUAAAAUCAUGAACUUAUGGGGGGGGGGAGUGUUUUAUAUUAUUCUGUCAAGUAAGUACUUGAUUCAUUUAUGAAGUGUUAAUGGAAAAUAUUUCACCAAAGUGACUUUGGUCAAGCUGUCACGAUAUAAAAGUAAAUGAAAGAACAAUCUAGGGAAAUAAUCACGAGUGCAUAUGUAUUUGGCAUCAUGUCUAAGGUCCAAAAUUGCAAUUAAAAGUGCUUUAAAAGAUUUAA
Messenger RNA from Gracilinanus agilis (Agile Gracile Mouse Opossum), 1063 nucleotides. RefSeq names its product transmembrane protein 50A (gene TMEM50A). NCBI's taxonomy places the organism in Eukaryota, Metazoa, Chordata, Mammalia, Didelphimorphia, Didelphidae. Gene Ontology annotation, biological process: late endosome to vacuole transport via multivesicular body sorting pathway; protein targeting to vacuole. Bases 188 to 661 code for a protein of 157 amino acids. The transcript is spliced from 7 exons. The record is from RefSeq and is a predicted model, not a curated record.